AUGAAUCCGGCCCAUCUUCGUAUGCAGCCCACUCAUCAAUAUGGCCUUGAAACGCAAGUAUCAUCCGCACCGUAUGGCGCCCCAUUGGGGAUGCAACAACUCCCGCGGGCUUUAGGCUUGGAUUUCGGGAUACAGACCCCAAGCCUCAAUCCAACUCCUGUCACCAGCCUAGCGGAAGGGCAACAGCCAUGGCCAGAGCGCGUGGUCGAUGAAGUCCGAGACCUACUACUCCUUCUUACUCCCGACGGCAGAGUGAGCUACGUCUCCCCAUCGUGUAGGCCCGUUACAGGCUUUGGACAAGCACAGUUAGAGCAGAAUUAUUUCUCUCGCUUCAUUCACGAUGACGAUAAAGCUGUGUUUGCGCGGGAAUUUCACGAAUGUAUUGCCACGGGCCGUCCUCUUCGAUGCCAUUUCCGCGUCUACCACUUCGAUAAUUCUUCUUCUCUAGUAGAAGCGCGCGGCCAUCCGCACUUUACGACGCGCAGUGCUGAUGGUAGUCAGCAACUGACAUGCCACGGUGUUUUCCUAGUUUGUCGCCCGUAUCACACCCAGAGCACCCAGAUCCUCGAUUCAUUUCUGGAACACAAGCUUGAGAAUAUCCGGCUCAAAGAACGCAUCGCACAAUUGAAAAGAGAAGAGGAAGAUGACAUGAACGUCACGACACAGCAAGUGAGGUUGUCGCAAGUACCUUCGGCUGCCUCAUAUCGUCCUAUACCCCAAACGGAUAAGGCUUUUACGCAGUCUCAGACAGUUCCAUUUACUCUCCCAAUAUCUCAAGACAACUCAAUGCUUUCAGGCGAAGAGAACGAGUCCUCCGAUACGCUCGGAAACGUUGACGAAAUAGACAAGGCCAUCAGCCAAGCCGCCCAGGCUGAUGAAGACACAUCUCAUAUUUUCGGGAUUGAACUAUUAACGGGUCUCAAUUACGGACAAGGGGAGCGAUCCCAAGGCAUCAGCACUGGUAUCCUUCAGAACCGUCUUUUCCAAUACACCGGCAACCCUUCCUCAUCGGAGCCGGAUCGAGUCCCAUCCGAGAACGAGCCGAGGAAGAAACUGAAGGGGGAAUAUCGAUGCGCAGAUUGUGGAACGUCAGACUCACCGGAGUGGAGGAAGGGACCGGAGGGCCCGAAGACCUUGUGCAACGCUUGCGGAUUGCGCUGGGCCAAGCGUGAGAAGAAGCGUCAUGACUCAGGCUGA
Molecule: messenger RNA, 1197 nt
Organism: Aspergillus calidoustus
Lineage: Eukaryota; Fungi; Ascomycota; Eurotiomycetes; Eurotiales; Aspergillaceae
Source: the annotation of a GenBank genome assembly